AUGCCUCGACAAGAACACCUUAGUGCGACGCCGAGUGCCAACGAGGCGUCUUCGAUAAAGUCGAAUGGUUCGACUUCAUCGCUCACCUCUCACUUUUUUGGCAAGAAACACGGAUUUGGGCUCGGAAAGUUGUUCAAGGGAAACAGCCAUUCCUCAAACAAUGAAUCGGGAAAAGAGCUCCUAGGUUCCAUCUUAUCACCAAAACACAGUAAUUCUAGCACUAAAUCUCAAGAUUCAUAUCAGAGAUUAAGGUCAGCAGUCCCGAUGAUGGACCAUCCGCAAUUGAGUCACGCCGAGGCAAAACAUUUGCACAAUCCUCAUAACUACGUUUCGUUUGGCCCGAGCAAGAACAACUCAGCAUAUUCAUCCCAAACUCAUGUAGCAAACUCCGUGUCUCCUUCAGCUCCCCAUAUGCAUCCUGCACAGAUAAUGCAACGACAAAUCGAAGAACAGCAGAGAAGAAACACCCCGCCCAAGCUUGCACACGAGAAACCGAAGAGGAAAGUACUGCAUUUAAAGAGAUUCUUCAAAAAGAUCCAUGGGGAAGAUGCGUCUCCUCAAAAAGCGCAAACGCCUGUGGCGGUUUCAGGGCCCGAUUCUAAAUCAACUGCCAAAACACUAUAUGAAGCCGAUAGUGCCCGAGAGCUUAUUGAGAAGUAUGGAAUUCCGGGGAAAAUGAUUGGAGAGGGGGCCUCGGGGUCUGUUUCGGUAGUCAAGUCUAUGGAUGGUAAACUAUUUGCUGUGAAACGUUUUCGGGCGCGUGGAACCAAAGAAUCACAAAUUGAAUAUUCAAAAAAGGUUACCGCUGAGUUUUGCAUUGGUUCAACGCUACACCACUGCAACAUUAUUGAAACGUUGGACCUGCUACAAGAGGGGCCAAACUUUCUCGUGGUAAUGGAGUAUUGCCCAUAUGACUUUUUUACUUUAGUAAUGAGUGACCUCAUGACAAAACAUGAAAUAGCAUGUUAUUUCAAGCAGAUUUGCAAUGGGGUGGCUUAUCUUCAUAAAACAGGUCUUGCUCAUCGAGACCUGAAGCUUGACAACUGUGUUGUCACAUCACAAGGAAUCCUGAAAUUGAUCGACUUCGGUAGCGCUGUUGUUUUUCAGUACCCAUACGAGCAGGAAAUCCUCAAUGCACGAGGCAUCGUGGGCUCUGACCCCUACCUAGCGCCAGAACUACUCACGUACCCUUCCUACGAUCCUCGCCCUGUUGAUGUUUGGUCGGUUGCUAUCAUGUUUUAUUGUAUGACACUCAGGCGGUUUCCGUGGAAGGCGCCUCGCGACAAGUAUCAGUCUUUCAGGUUGUUUUGCGAGGAGACUGACAAUGAAAAGGACCCUACCAGGGGCGCCUAUAGGCUUCUUAAGUUGCUGCCGCGUCAUUCGAGGCAUAUCAUCGGCCAAAUGCUACAGCUAGAUCCCAGAAAGAGAAUACUGAUGAACGAAGUAAUGGCUGACCCGUGGGUUGUAAGCAUUGAGUCCUGCGAACUGGACGAUAAAGGGGAGCUCAAAUCUGCAGCAAAAUCACAUAAGCAUCACUUGAUAACGGAAGAAGAGCUCACUGAAUUGAACCUGCAACGCAAGGAGGAAGCCAGGCUUGCCAAACUGCACAAAGAGGCAGGCGAGAGUACUGAUGUCCCAGAAGUUUUAGGAAAAGAAGCUGCGGCUGUUCCAGAGAAGGAUGGGCACCCGCAAAACGUGGGAGUGAGUACGCAUUUAGAUGAUGGGACGGCUGCCAGUCAAAAGCCAACUGGGGAAAAUGUUACUCAAGCAGUCGAAGCUAAGACCACUUAA
This is a messenger RNA of Lachancea thermotolerans CBS 6340, 1791 nucleotides long. RefSeq names its product putative serine/threonine protein kinase RTK1 (gene RTK1). Gene Ontology annotation, molecular function: protein serine/threonine kinase activity; ATP binding. The coding region runs from base 1 to 1791 and encodes 596 amino acids. Gene Ontology annotation, biological process: intracellular signal transduction; protein phosphorylation. The transcript has a single exon. The record is from RefSeq and is a predicted model, not a curated record. Lineage: Eukaryota; Fungi; Ascomycota; Saccharomycetes; Saccharomycetales; Saccharomycetaceae.